Molecule: messenger RNA, 3007 nt
Organism: Cephus cinctus (wheat stem sawfly)
Lineage: Eukaryota; Metazoa; Arthropoda; Insecta; Hymenoptera; Cephidae
Product: kanadaptin
Exons: 7
Coding region: 372-2687 (771 amino acids)
Molecular function (GO): protein binding; mRNA binding
Source: RefSeq, a predicted model, not a curated record
CCAUCAAGGUACAUCGCCAUCUAGUGUCGAAGUUCCAAUCUUGAUUAUCAGGACUAGUUACAAGGAAAACAUAUGAAGGAAAGGAAGAAAAUUCUUAGGUUACUAGUUAAAUGUUGUAAACGAGAGUAAACAAUGCAACAUUUAUCUGUCAACAGUAACUACAUUUUUGUUUACUUAUUACGCAAAGAAUAAUAAUAAAUGUUACUGUACAGGUAUGUAGAAUGCAGUGAAUUCUAUUUAUUCAACAAUUUAAGGAAACUAAUAUAUUAUAUGUCUCUAAGUUAUGUCAAAGUAUAACUUACUUUAAUUUGUAUAAGUACAUUUAUAAAAAUAUAGCAAAUAAAGUAAUACAAUAUAAUAUAAUUGUAAUUAUGGAAACUGGUCAAGAGCAGCCAGUGGAUAAUAUGAUCCUCAAGGAAAACAGUGUCAAACAAGAAAUAUGUAGCAGCAUUGACGAGAGUGUAGAUGAUGAAGCUAAAAUAAAUAUGGAAGCCAGUAUUGAAGAUGAACAUUGUGUAAAACCCCUUGAUAUUACUUGCGAUAAAUCACAUGACGAAUCUUUCAAGAAACCAGCACUAUUAAUUGGACCAAGACGUGGAAAACCUGGAAAAUUGCGUAUUGUGCAUAAUAUUCCAACACCUGCAUUAUUUGAAGAAACUAUGGACACAAAUUCCAAGGAUCAUGCUGAUAUUCAAGUAAAUAGUACUUCUGAGCUUGAAGGAAUAUCUAAAAUAAAUGUUGAAAAGCCAAAUAUAGAUCUACAAGAUUUACAGAAAGAUAAACAGCUUCCAUUACCUUAUCGAGAACCUAAUUGGGGUGGACAACCUGAACAAGAUUAUAAAUUGGAGGUAUUGAAAUCAGGAGUCAUUUUGGAAACACAUGAUUUAACAAAAAAAAGUUUUCAUGUUUUUGGAAGACUUCCAGCGUGCGACAUAUCCCUUGCACAUCCGACAAUUUCAAGAUAUCACGCAGUUCUUCAAUUCAGAGCAGUUGACGAUGAGAAACAUCCUAAGGGUUUUUAUUUGUAUGAUCUUGGAAGUACACAUGGCACCUUCUGGAAUGGAAAUCGCAUAAGGCCUAAUACUUACGCAAGAGUACAGGGAGGUCAUAUGAUUAGAUUUGGCUGUAGUCAAAGAAAAUUUAUUUUGCAAGCACCUCCAGAAGACGUUGAAGAAGAAUCUGAAUUAUCCCUGACUGAGUUGAAGGAAAAAAGAAGAUUGGACCUAGAAGAACGUGCUAGAAUGGAAAAUGAGCGUAAGGUAGAGGAGGAAGAGGCAGAGAGAUUAAGAAAAGAACAAGAAGAAAAUGAAGGAAUCGAUUGGGGAAUGGCAGAAGAUGCAGACGAGGAGACAGAUUUGACUGAGAAUCCAUAUGCAUCUACUAAUAAUGAAGAAUUGUUUUUGGAUGAUCCGAAAAAAACAUUGAGAGGCUGGUUUGAGCGAGAGGGAUAUGAUUUACAGUAUCAAACUGAGGAUAAAGGCAUUGGACAAUUUUUAUGUUGGGUCGAAUUACCUAUAGACAACGUUACUGGUCGCGCAGUUAGAGCAGAAGCGCUUGUUAAAGGAAAGAAGAAAGAAUCUGUUAUACAAUGCGCCUUAGAAGCCUGCCGUAUUUUGGAUAGACACGGUUUGCUGCGUCAAGCUACUCAUGAGGCGAGAAAGAGGAAAGUGAGGAAUUGGGAAGAAGAGGAUUAUUAUGAUUCAGACGAAGACAAUUUCUUGGAUAGGACAGGAUCCAUAGAGAAGAAACGUGAGCAAAGAAUGAGAAUCGCUGGAAUAUUAGAAACAAAAGUGGAAACGUAUUCAUCAUUGCUCAAACAACAUACUGAAAUUACUCAACAAAUUAAAGCUAUUGAAAAAUCUUUACAUAAUGCUCAAAUGAUAAGAGAUAAAGCCAAUGAAGACUCAAUUGAAGAUGCUUUGGAUGCAUUCAUGUCUGACUUAAAGUCAUCAACUAUGAGCAAGAGUGACAUUACAAAACUCAAAUUAGAACUACAAAACUUGCGAAAAGAAGAGGCGAGAUUAAUAAAAUUAGUAAAUAUUGCUAAACCUGCAAAUUUACCAUCGCUUACACCCCAUGUGCGAAAAGGUGAAACUGGACAGACUGAUAAAAAAUUUGAAAAAGUAAUACCAAUGGUUGGUCACACAAAAAAGCUUAAACCAUUGUCAAAGAAAUCAGAAACAAAAACCUCUUAUGAUUUAUCUAUCAUGUCGAUGGACACGACCAAUAAAAAGGAGCAUGACAGCCAUAAUGAUGAUGAUCUGACUGAUGACAUAGAUAAUAAUACAAAAAUUCCUCAUGAACAUCCAAGAGAAAAAUUCAAUGAUAUUCUAGAGGCAAGGAAUGAGGAUGUACAGGAAGAAAUGUCUGUAAAUAAUGAAAAGCAGAUACAAGAAGAUCCUAGUAUAAAAUAUAAUGAUAAUCCUGCAGAGAAGGUGGAUAAUGAUCAUAGUAUUAAUAAUAUGGAAGAUGCAGAAGAGGAAGAACAUGAGAAGAAUGAAGUAGAAGCAAGGAAGAAAAAGAAUCGCAAUCUUAAGAGAACCCAAGUGAGAACGGAAAAAGCUGCAAAGGAAAUUCAAAAAGCUUAUGAGCAAGAUAUGUUCAGAGAAGGAUAUUCAAUGUGGAUUCCACCUCAAGAUCAAAGUGGAGAUGGGAAAACAAAUCUUAAUCAAAAGUAUGGUUAUUGAAGUAAUCUUGAAUAACUCACUUGAACACAAAAUAUCAUAAGAUAUUUGUAUAUAUAUUGUACAUAAUUAUGUUUUAUAUAACAGUUAUUACUUCAGUGUGCACGAAAUUUACAUUACGACAAAGGCUAUAAUGACAAUAUUUGUAACUUUAUACGUAAUUUAUACAAAUGCAACACAAUUCAUGCAGUUGCAGGGAUGUUCAUUUAUUUGGACUGUGUCACGCUACGUCUGUUAAAUUUUCAUGAUGUAUGCACUGUUGUCAUAAAGAUAUAAUACUUAUUUUAUUUUAAUAAUAAAAGUUUUCUAAUACAGUACCUUAA